Molecule: messenger RNA, 1167 nt
Organism: Aspergillus tanneri
Lineage: Eukaryota; Fungi; Ascomycota; Eurotiomycetes; Eurotiales; Aspergillaceae
Gene: ARP2
Product: actin-related protein 2
Exons: 7
Coding region: 1-1167 (388 amino acids)
Biological process (GO): Arp2/3 complex-mediated actin nucleation
Cellular component (GO): actin cortical patch; Arp2/3 protein complex
Molecular function (GO): actin filament binding
Source: RefSeq, a predicted model, not a curated record
AUGGCGGAUAUGCCCAUCGUACUCGACGGAGGAACUGGUUUCCUCAAAGUCGGAUAUGCUGCGCAGAACUUCCCAGAGCACCAGUUCCCCUCCAUAGUAGGGCGGCCUAUCUUGCGUACAGAGGAACAAGCCGGGGAUAUCGUCGUCAAAGAUAUUAUGUGCGGAGAUGAGGCCGCCGCUGCCCGAUCGAUGCUCCAGAUCAGCUAUCCCAUGGAGAAUGGAGUCGUCAAGAAAUGGGACGACAUGCAACAUCUAUGGAAUUACACCUUUUACGAGAAAAUGAAGAUCGAUCCCACCGGUCGCAAAAUCCUCCUCACCGAACCUCCCAUGAACCCCCUCAAGAACCGGGAACAGAUGUGCGAGACCAUGCUGGAAGGUUACAACUUCGGAGGUGUCUACGUGGCGAUUCAAGCGGUGCUUGCUUUGUACGCGCAGGGUCUUAGCAGCGGUGUAGUCGUCGACUCCGGUGACGGAGUCACCCACAUCAUUCCGGUUUAUGAAUCGACGGUGCUGAACCAUCAUAUUCGCCGCCUGGAUGUCGCGGGUCGUGAUGUCACACGCAACCUGAUCGCCUUGCUCCUGCGUCGGGGCUACGCCUUGAACCGAACGGCCGACUUCGAGACAGUGCGUCAGAUCAAGGAGAAACUCUGCUACGUGUCGUAUGAUCUGGAGUUGGAUAAGAAACUCUCGGAAGACACCACCGUCUUGGUGGAGUCGUACACGCUCCCCGACGGACGAGUCAUUCGCGUCGGCAGCGAGCGGUUCGAAGCCCCCGAGUGUCUCUUCCAGCCGCAUCUGGUGGACGUGGACCAACCCGGUAUCGCCGAAAUGCUCUUCAACACCAUCCAAGGCACCGAUGUCGACGUUCGUUCCAGUCUGUACAAGGCCAUCGUGCUCAGUGGAGGAAGCAGCAUGUACCCAGGUCUACCGUCGCGGCUGGAGAAGGAGAUAAAGCAGCUGUGGCUGACCCGGGUGUUGCAAGGGAACCCGGAGAGACUAAACAAAUUCAAGGUGCGCAUCGAAGAUCCACCUCGACGGAGACACAUGGUUUUCUUGGGUGGUGCUGUGCUGGCCAAUCUGAUCGCUGAUAAGGAUGACAUGUGGGUUACCAAGCAAGAAUGGGAGGAACAAGGCGCUCGUGCUCUGGCCAAGCUGGGGCCAAGAUAG